CAGCAGUUGCAAGUUUAGUGAGAGCAAUCACCAAGUAGUUUUUAUAGAUCAGUGCGCAAGCCUUGCCUCGAGCAAUACAAACACCAAACGGGUUAUAAGGACCGCCAAUUCAAACGACUCGAUUCAGUCAAAGAUUCGGUUCAAUUUACAACCACCCCAACGCGAUGGCCGCUACCUCUGGAAUUGGUGUCUCCCCCAACCUAACAAAAGCAUUCUCCAAUGCUGUCGAGACAAAGAAUGUUCGAUUCAUCAAAGUCAUCAUUCAGGACGAGUCUCUCGUUUCUGUAGCCUCUUUGCCAGUCGCCGAUUCCUUAAACGAGGAUCUGGUACAACUUCAAGAAUAUCUUGAAGACAAGGAACCAUGUUAUAUCCUGGCCCGUCUCGACGACCCUCCUUCAGAAUGGCUUGCGAUUAGCUAUGUGCCAGAUUUUGCCAACGUCCGGGAUAAGACACUGUAUGCUUCAACACGGAGUUCUUUGACUAAGUCACUGGGCUCGACUGUUUUCACGGACAGUAUAUUUGCCACCUGCAAAGCGGACGUGACAUCUGAAGCCUAUGAGGCUCACAAGAGGCACCAGGCUGCACCCAAACCUCUGAGCGCGCGGGAGCAAGAGAUGGAAAAUAUCAAGGCGGCCGAACGAGAAGCUGGAAACAGUUAUGAAGGCAGCAAUGCAAGAAAGAACCACAUUGGUCAACGUGUAGGCCUGUCUUGGUCUUCGAAUGCUGAGGAUGUUGUGAAGGAGCUUGGCUCGCGAAAUGACAGUCGGGUCGUCAUAUUGAAAAUCGAGCCAUCAACCGAGUCGCUUGAGCUGGACUCUUUUGCAGAUGUAACAGUGGAUAAUUUGAGCUCGAUGAUACCAAGUGACGAACCAUCAUAUGUAUUCUAUGCAUGGACAAACCCGUAUUCUCAGGCAGGCGGAGAUAUCGUCUUCAUAUACUCUUGCCCUACGGGGUCACCUGUUCGAUACAGGAUGCUCUAUUCAUCAGCGGCAGUGUCAACUUAUCUCGCGGCGAAGGAUUUCUUGGCGGAAACUGGGUCAAUAUUCCCGCUUGCAACAAAGAGGUUUGAAACGUCGGACCCAGCGGAACUCGAUGAGGCCUUCCUCAAGGCUGGUCUCAACCAUGAUGGACCCGCAGGUACUAUUGUCAAUAAUAAUGGUGCUCGGCAGGAUGACCCUGCAAAACCCUCAUUCGCGAAACCGAAAGGCCCUGUGAGGAGACGAUGAGAGCGAAAGAAAGAUUGUAAACCGUAACCGUUCCAAAUGUGCAGUAGUGAUGACAACUUAGAUACAAACUUGUAUAAGUAACUGGAUAUAAUUGUAGGUGUGGUUGAGGGAACGCGACACUAAAAUUUGUUUAUUCCUGGCC
Messenger RNA from Suillus subalutaceus, 1368 nucleotides. RefSeq names its product actin depolymerizing protein. Gene Ontology annotation, molecular function: actin monomer binding; actin filament binding. Gene Ontology annotation, biological process: barbed-end actin filament capping; actin filament depolymerization. The record is from RefSeq and is a predicted model, not a curated record. The transcript has 7 exons. Lineage: Eukaryota; Fungi; Basidiomycota; Agaricomycetes; Boletales; Suillaceae. The coding region runs from base 165 to 1226 and encodes 353 amino acids. Gene Ontology annotation, cellular component: cytoplasm; actin filament.